AUGAUAAUGGAAUAAGAUUCUUAAAUUACAAAUAACAUAGAUAAUCUUUAAGCAUAUUGUGAGCUUUUAAAAUAGCAAGGAUACAACGAAGAAGAGAUUGGCUAAAUAAUAUAGUAAGAGCUAAACGAUUAACAAGAAGCUUUCCUCAGUGAUAAAAAUGAAUAUAAUUAGGUAGAUAAUCUAGAUGCUAAUUAACAAUAGGCUUAUUAGUAAAAUGAGGAAGAAUAAGAUUAUUAUUAAGAAUAAAUGAAAAAUAAUAAAGAAAAUUAAUUUAAUUAGCAUUUAACAUCUGAACAUGAGUUUUAGCGUAUUAGGUAGUAUGAUUAGCACAACUAUCUUAUUUAGCCUCAUGUUGAAUAAGAUGAAAAUGAGGAUUAUUCCCCAAUUUUCUCAAGCUUUUCUUAGCAAUAAUAAUAUUCAUAUAAUUAGAAGUAAAACAUAAAAGAUGAAUAGGAAAUAUAUAAUUAACAAAACAACAAUGAAAAUUGCAGGAUAGUUCUUGCAGAAAAAAAUUUUACUAACAUAAUGAAUAAGAUGCCUUCUUCAAAUAACAUUCAGUAAAACUAAUUUGAAUAAAUUUAGAGAAAUUAAUCAAGCAAAUAAUAAAUAUAUAAUGAACCUAUUUCAAGAGGUAGUAUUAGUAUAUCUAACAGUCAAAAAGAUGAUUCAAUUUAAUAGUUUGCUCUACUAACUAGUAAUGAGAGAUAAAGUGAAGGUGGGAAUUCAUAAAAUAAAUAAACUUACAAAAAUUAAUAAAAAAACGAUAUAAAUCUAAAAAAUGCUAAACCAAGCUUGUAGCAAUGGCCUAAUUAACAAUAGUUCAAGUAAAAUAAAAUUAUUUAGAAAAGCGAUGAAAAUAAUUUUAAUAAUUCAACUGCUAAUUUUAUUCGCAACUCAUAUUAAAAUAAAAUUGGAGAGUAUCAAAAAAUUUAAAAUAAAUCAAGAAGUAAAACUCCGACAAAGGUUCAAAAGCAAGUAAAAAGUAUGUCACAGGAAGAAAAAUAGCUAGUAGAGCUAAAAAAUAAACUUAGAACAGUAUUUACAUUUUACGUUUCUUUUGGAGAUAGAAUAAACGUCAAUUACCUCAAGUCAAAUAAAUUCCACAAAAUGAUGUCAGAUGCAUAAUUGAAAGAUAAUGUUAUUCUAACACAAAACAGACUCGAUUUAAUGUUUGUUAAAGAAAAUCAUAAUAAACACAAUAUGGAUUUCGAUACUUUUCUAACACUCAUAGCUAAAAUAGCUAUCUUAAAAUUCCCUUAAUAUACAGAUGCUCAGGCUUUAUAAAUGAUCCUUCAGAACCACUUCUUGCCUUUAUAUGACAAUAUUAUGGCAGAAACUGAUCUUGGAGAAGAUGAGGUAAAAUUCAAAGAGCCUAUUGACGAAGGACCUUUAUUUAUUUUAAAGGAAAUCACACCAGUUAUACAAUUAAUUUAUCAGCAUUAUUUCCCCUUUGAGUGGAAAAAUAGAGGAAAUGAAGCCUAAGUUAAACAGAAAUCUGAAACAGCUAUUUUUUAGUUUUUAAAGGAAUAUGAUAUCUGUCCUAAUUUGAUAACAAAGUCAUCUGCAUUUUUACUUUUUAGAGAGAUACUAGAUACGCAAAUUGAUAAUCUAUGCAGAAAUCCUCAACUUACUAAUUUAUCAGGGUUCCUCUCAGAAGACUAAGGACAGUGCUUUACUUUUUGGAAAUAUGCAAUAUAUUUAAUAAGAAUAGCAAAUGUUUGCUAUUCAAAUUUAUUCAACUAGCUUGAAUAACCUGCUGAAGGAGCUAAUAGGACAAUUGCAGAAAAAUUAGCUUUCCUUCUUGAGAGAAUGGAAUUAUCUGCUGGCUUUUUAAAUCUUGACAAAAAGAAUUUAUCUCACUAAUCGCUCAUAAUAAAAAAAAAGGUUCUGAAUAGAAUGCUGAGUAAUGGAAGCAUUAUUGGAAGUUGUCAAAUUUCAAGCUUAAAUAGUUAAUUAGCUUUUAACAAUAAUAUUGGUGGAUAAUAUUCAUUAAAUUUGUAAUAGCCAUCAAACAACUCAAAUAAUGUGACAGAUACAUUAUCUAAUUUACAAACUAACUAAGAAAAUAGUUCAGUACAAUCAUAAACUUCUAGUAGAGUCACUAGAAGUAGAAGUGAUCUCCGUCUAAGAUAAUCUGCCAACGGACUUACUGAAAUGUAAUAACAAUGUGUAAGAAACUAUUCUCCUAUGGGAUUUACAAAUUAUUCUUAAAAAUUGAAUGAACAACAAAGAUAAGUCAUGAUUGCUCAUAUUCAAAAUAUGCAAAAUUACAAGCUAUUCAAAAAUCCUUUGGGUUUAGCAGAUAUCUAAUGUGUUGAAAAUAUUUAACUAAUAGACCAGUUUUCAGAUCGUUUACUUACAAUCUUUUAGUCAUAUUGCAGUUUUGGCGAUGCAAUGAAUACUUAGUGGAUGAAAUCCUCAAAAUACACUAAGUUAAUGAGAGAGGCUAAUAUCAUUAACAUUAAUACUAUUUAAAAUUAAGGAAGUGUAAUGCAAAAUCAAAACUCGCUUUAAGCUUGCUCUGAAGAUAAUAAUAGAUAUUUAACUGGCUGUGAUAUUGAUUUGAUAUUUAUUAAGGCGAGUAAAAAGCGCUCAGCUUAAACUUUUAACUAAGCUUCAUAAUCAGAUUUAAAUAAAUAAGAUACCAUCAAAUAACAGCAGAGAUUAGAUUUUGAAUAAUUUUUAGUUUCUUUGGAGAUGGUAGCCUAAAAAUUGUACAAAGAGAUAAGCCUUUAAGAAGGAUUGAGCUAAUUACUCUAAAAUAAUAUUUUACCUGUGUUAGAAAGAGAAGUAAAUUCAAAUGACAAUAAAAAAAACAACUCAAGCAGCAUAAGUAAAUCAGUUCACUCUUCAACUUAAAACGAACACGUUUCUAUACUCAUGGAGAUAUUAAAAGACUAAGAGAUUGUUGAAUUACUUGGAAUGAUUCACAAAACAAUGAUGGUUUAUUUCAAGUACUACUCACAAAAUAAAAACACGAUAGAUUUUGAUAAAUUUGUUAAAUUUUGCAAAGAUUUUGGCAUCUUCCCUGAUAUAAUUCCAAAAUCUAGGUUGCUCAAAAUAUUUAACACGCUGGCAUAAAUUUACAAUACCACUGAAAUGGCAUAAAUCUAACUACAAAAUUCAUCUAAUUAUAAUGAAAAACCUGUAAUUGAUUAGCAUCUCUUUAUAGAAGCUAUAGCCUUAUGCGCUUUUGAAGUUCCUUAUUCCGAUCCUUAACCAAAUGAAAUAGAAAAAAUUUGUUAUCUCGUAGAAAGAAUGAAUUAAUCAGGAGGUCAGAUAUUUAUUUAGAAACAAAUAGGUCACACAAGAUCUUAAAGUAGUAGCAGCGUAAGCUGGGACAUAAUUCAGCCUAUAAGAAAAAAAUAUCCGCAUUUAUUUAAUAGUAAUAAUUACAGCUAAUUUAACACAUAAAACCAGCUUUCCUAUUAAAAUGGACUCAUAAAUAGCUAAAUUAGUCAAAUAUAUUAGCCUUAGAAUAGUAUGCAAAAGGCAAAUAUGUUUGAUGACAUUAUGAAGCGUAAUUUGAAGAUUUAAAACUAAAACUGA
Molecule: messenger RNA, 3549 nt
Organism: Tetrahymena thermophila SB210
Lineage: Eukaryota; Ciliophora; Oligohymenophorea; Hymenostomatida; Tetrahymenidae
Exons: 8
Biological process (GO): positive regulation of protein polymerization; microtubule bundle formation; microtubule polymerization
Cellular component (GO): microtubule
Molecular function (GO): tubulin binding
Source: RefSeq, a predicted model, not a curated record